ACGGAAGUCUAAAAAAAAGAAAAAAAUGAUACGUGUAUUCGUGCGGUGUUGAAGGGAUAAAAGGAGGCUGAGUAGAUUUUCAUUCAUCUUCAUGUGUUGCUUGGAAUUUGAUUACAAUUUAAAGUAUUACUGGAAGGGUUCCCAACAGUUGGCAUCAGAGCCAUAUGAUUCUUUAUGGCGGACGGUGUAAGAUUCAAGAAGCAGCAAGAAAAUUUGCUGCUGAUUAAAUCCAUGGAACAAAUUCUUGAAGCAAUCCAGCAUCUCAGGAAUUUAGUCGAUCGAACGCAUAACAAUUACAAGGUUUUCAAACAUCAAUUAAAGGAAUCCUUCGGGGAGUGGCAAGACCAGGUUGCAGAGGAAGACGUAAAAAAUGCAACGAAGGUGGAAGAUAUUGUGGCAGUGCCGACGGGAGUUUACCCCAAAGAAAUUCCCCUCUUCCCUCUCCAUACCCAACCUCUCAUUCCUAACUCUAGAAUAAUCCUUCCCAAUGGCAAGAACCGUAUCUGCCACAUUCGCAUUCACAAACAUCAUCAAAUCCUCAAAUCCCAUGUUUAUAAUUAUCAUUUUCUUCUUCCUCACAAAUACAUUCCCAAAGAUCUGAUCCCGUUCUUCCCAUUUUAUGCACCCCUUCUCUCUCGAGAACCUCUCUAGUCACCGAGCCUCAUCUUGCUCAACGACCUCACCCUCACUCUUGGUCGAAUCAAUUACUGGGUGGAGGAUUUUUGACCUUGGCAUUCGCACUCCCUUUCAAACCUGCAGAGCAUGGAACGACAUACGGGUCAUGGGAGCUGCCAUCGCGGGAUACUCCAACACGUCCAUUGGCACUGCCGUUGAUUAUGCCGCGAUCCAAGUGUUUGACCAUAAGUUCUUUUCUAAGCUGACAAAGGAAGCUUCGGAAAUAAACGGAUGCUUUAGUUCAAGAGUCAGGCAUCUCCUUGAUCUUCAUGUUGCCUCCGGAAUGCAGGGAUAUUUAUUUCAUUUGCGUCAUUGUUUCAAGAAUGAUCAACAAGCAAUGGUACUAGAAGGAUGGAUACUGGGUGAAUAUGUUACAAUGAAUGCGAUUACAAUCAAAAAAAUCCUUAAGAAGUAUGAUAAAGUUCAUUGCUCAGAAAAUGGGAGGAAUUUCAAAUCCAGAUUGCGGGAAGAACACAUUGAGCUUUUGCAAUCUCUUUUGCUCAUAGAAUUGGCUACUUUUUAUUUGAGUUUCAAUGGGAAAAAAGGAGAGUUUAAUGAGUUUUCUUGUGAUUUUGAUGCAACCCGACCUGUAAUGACAUUGAGGCUUCUCCAUUCUAUAAAGCUGGAAUAUGAUUUGACUUGCGUUGUUUGCAGGGAUGUUGUUUUUAAUUCAUACGCAAUGAGUUGUAGCCAUUUUUUUUGCAAGUCAUGUGCUUGUCUUUAGUCUUUAUCUUCCAAGGUUGAUGAUGAACAGACCUUCCAGAUCAGCGAGGAAAGGGGUCGCGGGCACCAGCCAAAUUACUUCACGCUCACCCAAUCCUAGCUUCCCAUCGAGGAUGCAGAGUCUUUAAGAGCUUUGACAAAGAAGUAUGGUAUUCCCAGUAAUCUAGGUGACUCUGAGGAGAUAGACUUUAUUGUUUUAAAGAACUACUUGGAUGCUCAGUACCAUGGUGAGAUUGGCAUCAGUACUCUCCCUCAAAAUUACUCUGUAAUUGUUGACACCAGUAGCUCUAAUCUGUGGGUGCCAUCAUCUAAGUGCUAUCUCUCGGUGCCAUGUUAUUUCCAUAUUAUGUACAAACUAAGCGAUUUGAGUACCUACAAUAAAAAUGGGACAUCGGUUGCAAUCCAAUAUGGUAGUGGAUCAAUUUCUGGUUUCUUUAGCUAUGACAAAGUCAAAGUUGGUAAUCGAGUUGUGAAGGAUCAGAAAUUUAUGAAGGCAACUAGAGAGCCUGGUAUUACAUUUUUAGUGGCAUAGCUUGAUGGUAGGGGUACUUAUUUCAUAAUAGGUGAUGUUGGUGCUUACAGUUUAGGGAAAAGAGAAGGGAAUAUUCCAAAAGAGGCUCUGAGAAAUCCUACGGUGAUCUCAGAGGAGGUUGGUAAUAAUGUGGGUUAUGUAGCUGGAAUGGGAUUCGGUCUGUUGGCUUUAAUGGUGUUUGAAGUAAACGAGUCUGAUUUUUAUUUAUGGAUAGCAAUCAUUCCUAUUGCUCUUAUUCUUCUGGCGGGCACAAAGCUACAGCAUGUUAAUGCAACAUUGGCAUUAGAGGGUAUAACUAGAUUCUUCACAUGAUCAAAGCUGAGGCCUCAAGAUGAUCUUUUCUGGUUUAUGAAGCCGAAACUAUUGUUGUCCUUGAUCCAUUUUAUUCUAUUCCAGAAUGCAAUUGAAUUGGCUUCAUUCUGUUGGUUUUGGUGGCAGUUUGGGUAUAAUUCUUGCCUUGUUGGGAAUAAUUUGUUCGUGUACCUAUGGCUGGCUUUGGGGGUUUGCUAGACAGUUUUUGUGCAACUACAACGUCAUGUAUGAUCUAGAGUAUGGGAAAAUGGUUGAUAGGACUUGCUACAAUAGGGAUGUAAUAGCCAUGGUAGAGAUAAGAGUUAUUUGCAUUGAUGUUGGGAACACCAAUCCUGCAAUUGACAAGAGAGAUGCUUAUUACAAAAGGAGUUCUAAGGAAGGUAGCUGAAUGGGUUGCUGCUGAAUGGGAAGGAGCAGAACCUCAAGUUGUAUUAAUGCUCUAAACCUUGACGACAAGGUUCUUUAAAGGGUGGGGAUUUGUUAUGAACUUGACUAGGACGAUGUCUUUUGGGAUGAGCUAUAUGAAAUUAAGUUGCAACACAGCGUUUCAGCAACAUACAGAAGGAAUAAACGGGAUGCAUGGGGGGCUUGGAACACGGUCAUUUUGAAGGGAUUCUAGAAGCAGCAGUUUUGCUACACCAGAUUUCCAUCAACGUUGAUAUAAAUUCUAGAGGAUAGAACAAAACAGUUAUGGAAAAUCUCUUGUAGAACCUUGAAUCAGUGGAGGCCGGAUUACCUUGAAUUAAUCCCCAAUCUUAUGAUAGUAUUUUCAUUUCAUCUUUUUGUGUUGCUUGGAAUCUGAUUACAAUUUAAAGUAUU
Messenger RNA from Juglans regia (Persian walnut), 3061 nucleotides. RefSeq names its product probable E3 ubiquitin-protein ligase BAH1-like 1. The transcript is spliced from 2 exons. The coding region runs from base 620 to 1399 and encodes 259 amino acids. NCBI's taxonomy places the organism in Eukaryota, Viridiplantae, Streptophyta, Magnoliopsida, Fagales, Juglandaceae. The record is from RefSeq and is a predicted model, not a curated record.